This is a messenger RNA of Stegastes partitus (bicolor damselfish), 783 nucleotides long. Its product is annotated as protein FAM181A. The transcript has a single exon. The record is from RefSeq and is a predicted model, not a curated record. Lineage: Eukaryota; Metazoa; Chordata; Actinopteri; Pomacentridae. Bases 1 to 783 code for a protein of 260 amino acids.
AUGGCAAAUGCAGACAGUGAGGUCAAAACGUUGCUCAAUUUUGUAAAUCUGGCAUCCAGCGACAUCAAGGCGGCCCUGGAUAAGUCAGCUCCGUGCCGACGCUCCGUGGAUCACCGGAAAUAUCUGCAGAAACAACUCAAGCGCUUCUCUCAGAAGUACUCCAGGGUCCCAAGAUGCCACACGCACAGGUCUGCGGAAUACAGAUGCGCCAAACCGGCGGGGACUGUUAACCAGAGCGUGACGGUGUCAGAAAAGGCCAACUCUGAUGCGCAAGACGUGGAGAACGUGGGGAGCGCAGUGGAGCAGGUGCCUAUGAGGAAACGCCAAUUGCCAGCCUCAUUUUGGGAGGAACCCAAGCUGACCCAGACUAAGAGGGAGCACUCAUAUUUAGGACUGAAAAGGAGCCCCGCGGCCACGUCUGAGGGCGGUGAAAACGAAAAGAGGAAAAGGAGUUAUGACGAGGACGCGAAGGCCGCAAUGUCUGCGUCCAAUCGGCGCAGCUCUGCGGAUAAAGAGACGCUGAAACUGGACCUGACCUCUCACCACUGUGUGAGUGUUUGCGGCUGCUGCCCCUUCCAGUACCACGGACACCACCAGGUCCUCCACAGUCACAUUGUUGUCCCCCAUCCGCCCCUGGGACUGUGGAGCAAAGCAGCAGGGACUGAGACAGAGAGACCUGAGCAUCCUUAUGGACAGAAAAUUCACACCCACGUUGUGGUCAAACCCAUCCCCACCAAGCCCACCGCCCAGUCACCCAUCUUCAGCGUGUUUGGGUUCAUUUAA